AUGGAACAUUCAAAGACAGCGAGCGAACUGCAGCAGGAGCAGUCAGAUGAGCUCUUCGCGCGUCAACUUCAAGCACAGCUCAACAACCCCGGAGAUGGUGCAGAUUGUGCGCCUACGGGAAGUGGGCCGCUGGUAUCGGUGCAGGAGGCUGCCGAUGCUGCUUUAGCUCGCCAGCUUCAAGAGGAGAUCAACCGUCAAGAGGCCGCCGCCGGUGCAGGGACCCCUACAGCAGGUGCGGCUGACAUGGUCCCUGUGGAGUGCCCCGCUUGCACAUUUGUCAACUACAUCAAGCCAUCUAGCCCAUUAAAGCACUGGAAAUGUGUACAGUGCCGUGAGCCAUUGAAGGAGAAAGUACCGCACUCGAACCACAGCACUCACAAGGACCUCGUAGAGUGCAAAGUGUGUCAUUCCUUUAACAAGCUUCCCUCGAAGAAGUCUGAUGCAGUUUUGUGUGGUGGAUGCUAUCAGGAGCUUGGAUCAACCCUCAACACAGCUCCCCUUGUAGAUAGCACAGAAAACCAACGUACAGUGCAGCUUCGUUGUGGCCAAUGCAACGUGAUCAAUGCUGUGACAAUUGGUGUCGAUGUGAAGAAAUUGGAGUUCAUUUGUGGUGGUUGUGGAGUCUUGAACACGAUGGUACUUGACUAA
Messenger RNA from Leishmania braziliensis MHOM/BR/75/M2904, 648 nucleotides. RefSeq lists its product as hypothetical. The transcript has a single exon. The record is from RefSeq and is a predicted model, not a curated record. NCBI's taxonomy places the organism in Eukaryota, Euglenozoa, Kinetoplastea, Trypanosomatida, Trypanosomatidae. The coding region runs from base 1 to 648 and encodes 215 amino acids.